CACAUUAGAUCAGCUCAAGCCCCGUCCCCGCCCUUCUUCUGCUUGAAUUUACAGAGCUAGAGGACGAUCCGACUUGAACCCUCCAUUCUCCAGGUGGGCUUAAAUCUUCGAAAAAGCUUGAAAUUUUUUUUCUUCUUCCAAAACUGCACUGAAAAUAGGUUCCAUUAUUGACACAGUUAGGUCUUUUGCAGCGCCUUCCAUUCCAUUCAAUCUACUAUUGUCUCCAUUUCCCAGUAGAGCUUGGGGUUUUUCGGGCAUUUGGAGUUUGCUCCGAGUUCAUGAUGGUGGGUCACAAACUUCUUAAAGAUGAAGCUACUGAAGAAAAGGGUGAGAGAGCAAGAAUGGCUUCCUUUGUGGGGGCAAUGGCAAUUGCUGAUUUAGUGAAGACAACAUUAGGGCCAAAGGGGAUGGAUAAAAUUCUACAGUCAACAGGAAGGGGUCAUAGUGUCACUGUUACAAAUGAUGGAGCUACAAUCCUCAAGUCCAUUCAUAUAGACAAUCCUGCCGCUAAAGUUCUUGUCGACAUCUCUAAAGUCCAAGAUGAUGAAGUAGGGGAUGGUACUACAUCGGUAGUUGUUUUGGCGGGUGAACUUUUAAAGGAAGCAGAAAAACUGGUAAACUCAAAGAUUCAUCCAAUGACAAUUAUUUCAGGGUUCCGCAUGGCUGCUGAAUGUGCACGCAAUGCAUUGUUAGAAAAGGUUGUCGAUAACAAACAUGAUGCAGAGAAAUUCAGAUUAGACUUGAUGAAGAUUGCAAUGACUACAUUAAGUUCCAAGAUUUUGUCUCAAGACAAGGAGCAUUUUGCCACGUUGGCUGUUGAUGCUGUCAUGCGGUUGAAGGGUAGCACCAAUCUUGACUCAAUCCAGAUUAUUAAGAAGCCUGGAGGUUCACUUAAAGACUCAUUCCUAGAUGAGGGGUUUAUUCUGGACAAAAAAAUUGGAGUUGGUCAACCUAAACGAAUUGAGAAUGCAAAGAUCUUGGUGGCUAAUACUGCAAUGGAUACCGAUAAAGUAAAGAUUUAUGGUGCGCGUGUCCGUGUUGACUCAAUGGCUAAAGUUGCUGAUCUAGAAACAGCUGAAAAGAACAAGAUGAGGGAGAAGGUGGAAAAGAUUAUCGGUCACGGAAUCAACUGUUUUGUUAACAGACAACUGAUAUAUAACUUCCCAGAGGAGCUGUUUGCCGAUGCUGGGAUUCUUGCUAUAGAACAUGCUGAUUUCGAUGGUAUUGAGCGCCUUGCCUUGGUCACUGGUGGUGAGAUUGCAUCAACUUUUGACAACCCAGAAUCAGUUAAGCUGGGCCACUGCAAACUUAUUGAGGAAAUCAUGAUUGGCGAGGAUAAGUUAAUUCACUUUUCCGGAGUUGAAAUGGGCCAGGCAUGUACAAUCGUCUUGAGAGGCGCAAGCCCUCAUGUUCUGGAUGAAGCUGAAAGAUCCCUGCAUGAUGCCUUGUGUGUUCUGUCACAAACGGUGAAUGAUAGUCGGGUAUUACUUGGUGGUGGAUGGCCGGAAAUGGUGAUGUCAAAGGCAGUAGAUGGUUUGGCUAAAAAGACUCCCGGGAAAAGAUCUCUUGCCAUUGAAGCUUUCUCAAGGGCACUUUUGGCCAUUCCAACAAUCAUUGCCGACAAUGCCGGGUUGGACAGUGCUGAACUCGUUGCACAACUUCGUGCUGAACACCACAGAGAUGGAUGCACUUCUGGGAUUGAUGUCAUCACUGGAACCGUUGGUGAUAUGGCCGAGCUGGGCAUAUCGGAGGCAUUCAAAGUCAAGCAAGCAGUACUGCUCUCCGCGACCGAGGCUUCGGAGAUGAUUUUACGGGUCGAUGAAAUUAUCACGUGCGCACCUCGCCGUAGGGAAGACAGAAUGUGAGUUCAACUAAUGGUUAAAAAUCUUCUGCUGCUUUCUCUUGGCUGAGUUUUGUACUUUAUCUGUGCCUCCUAUUCUGCUUCUCUUGGAGCAGAAUCUGCAUUUGCCUAGCAUCUCUUUGGACGAUGAUACAGUUUUUUAAUGUGGGUUUCAUCAAAUUUUCCCAACCAAAAUUUGUCGUGUUCGUCAAUCUACUUCUGCUUAUAGAUUAUGCCUUUUGAAGUCUAAAAUGGGAAAAUGGGCUCCAGAGAUGCUUGUAAGCAAAGCUAAAACUAUCCAAUUUAUGCUUAUA
Messenger RNA from Cuscuta campestris, 2154 nucleotides. The record is from the annotation of a GenBank genome assembly. Lineage: Eukaryota; Viridiplantae; Streptophyta; Magnoliopsida; Solanales; Convolvulaceae.